Molecule: messenger RNA, 1951 nt
Organism: Hypoxylon fragiforme
Lineage: Eukaryota; Fungi; Ascomycota; Sordariomycetes; Xylariales; Hypoxylaceae
Product: phosphatases II
Exons: 2
Coding region: 174-1754 (526 amino acids)
Biological process (GO): phosphatidylinositol 3-kinase/protein kinase B signal transduction; negative regulation of cell population proliferation; regulation of phosphatidylinositol 3-kinase/protein kinase B signal transduction
Cellular component (GO): cell projection; nucleus; plasma membrane
Molecular function (GO): phosphatidylinositol-3,4,5-trisphosphate 3-phosphatase activity; protein tyrosine/serine/threonine phosphatase activity; protein tyrosine phosphatase activity
Source: RefSeq, a predicted model, not a curated record
CCAUUCUUUUUUGAGCUUCUCGUUUCUUUACAAUUGGCUUCCGACCAAUUACUUUUGUCCUUGCUUUUGCCUCGCUUUGCUUUUAAAAGAAACCUUACGCAGCAUGUGAAUUUAGAAAAGGCUCCCAUAAUGCCAACUAAUUGUACAUCAAUUAAUCAACCAAUUUCCAAAAAAUGGCUUCUUUGCUGCGCCAGAUAGUCGCAGGGCCUCGUGCUAGGCAUCCUGAGGCAGGCCUGGAUUUAUGCUAUGUCACCGAUAAUAUAAUCGCAACGUCGGGCCCUUCUCAAACGUACCCCCAGCGAGCCUAUCGCAACCCGCUCGAUCGUCUCGUUGAAUUUCUUGACUCGAAACAUGGAAAGAAUUGGGCAAUAUGGGAAUUCCGUGGCGAGGGCACUGGUUAUCCAGACGAGCUCGUUUACAAUCGGAUCAGACAUUAUCCCUGGCCGGAUCAUCACCCUCCUCCGUUUAGGCUAGUGCCUAUGAUUAUUGCAAGUAUGCGGAAUUGGCUUCACGGAAAUGAUCUCGAUGCCGAUGGCGUCGACGCAGCUAAUGCAAAGAAGAACUUGGUCGGGAAAGUGUUGGAAUCAUGGAAAGAUAAGAAAAAUAGUCGAGUGGUGGUUGUACACUGUAAGGCCGGUAAAGGCCGUAGUGGAACUAUGGCUUGUAGUUAUCUCAUUGCUGAAUGUGGCUGGACACCAGAGGAAGCCCUCGCCAGGUUUACCGAGCGGAGGAUGCGUCCAAAGUUUGGUGCUGGUGUGACUAUCCCGAGCCAGCUUCGGUGGAUAGGAUACGUCGAUCGCUGGGCUAAGACGGGAAAGAAAUUUGUCGAUCGGGAAUUGGAGAUACUUGAGGUUCACGUUUGGGGACUACGCUCCGGCGUGAAGCUUUCAGUGGAAGGGUUUGUGGAAGAGGGCAGGAAAAUCAAGGUCGUACACACGUUCACGAAACAGGAGCGAUUGGUAGUCGAAGGUAACGCGCCGGGCGAUAACGGAGUCCUGGACAUGCUCUAUGAUAUGGCCGGUUACGGAUCUAACACUGCAACAGAACAAGAAGUACUUGACGACGCAAGGAAAACAGAGGAUCCGGCUAAUGAUAGCUCUACAACAACAUCUCCUGAUCAACCCACGCCGUCAUCGGCCACCAAUCCCAAACCAAAGCCGAGCCCCAAAUUCAUAUCUAAACUCUCCCGUAGUUCAUCCACUGAUUCUGUCCAUUCUGCGCCAGAAAGCAGUACACAGCAAAAUCUAGAGAAUUCCGCAAACUCCUCUUCGUCAGCUAUCAACAACGAUGGGGAUGCUGAGCCUGGUGGUAUGGCCGUCAUCUUCAAGCCUACAAAUCCGAUCAAGUUACCGAAUAGCGACGUAAAUAUAUGUAUCGAGAAACGCAACCGCGCACCUACCUCCAUGGGCUUUACUGUGGUAACCGCCGUCGCGCACGUAUGGUUUAAUACUUUUUUUGAGGGCAACGGUCCGGAACAGGACGGCAUUCCAGACCAGAACGGGGUAUUCGAGAUAGACUGGGACAAGAUGGAUGGGAUCAAGGGGUCAAGCCAAAAGGGAACACGAGCAGCUGACAAGAUUGCCGUGGUGUGGAGGUCUACUGUGCCGGAGGGCGAGGCGAAGGGGUCAACCAUGCCUAGCGUAGACUCGCCUGUGCCCCAGAUGCCAGCCGCCGACUGGAAAGGUGGGAAUGAUGAGGAUCCGAACAACGAGAGGCAUCUGGGCUUGCGAGGACAUAGUCCGGAUAGUGUAUAGAUAUGAUGCUUUUGCGAGCAUACCAUGCGGGAGUCCUGAAUUUUGACUUUUCUUUUACACAUAAUGCAGUUCUUCCGCCUCCCCCCUUUUUGGUCGGUUUAGAAGACAGGAUAUACUUUACAGAGGUUAUAAUUAUUCAAGCCAGUCUAGAGAUCCGUAAAAGCAUAAGACAUAGCGGUGAUCAGUGACUUCAUCCC